AUGUCCCCGAGCAAAGUAUGUGAAAUAAUAUCAUGUGCAUCAGAAUAUAAUAAUAAGUUCUUCAAGUCAUAUUGGAUUUUGUUCAAAAAAGUUUACGAAGAAUAUCAUCCAAAAAAGAUUAAUGAAAUUUCAUCAACUUUCGAUUAUUUCGUAUACAAAGAGUAUGGAUUUAUGUUCAAUGAAUCACACGAACAAAAGUUUGAAGAAUAUAAUUCUAAGAUGUUCACACUAGAUUAUCAUGAAGAAAAUGCAAUUUGCAAAGCAAUUAUGGAUGAUAAUUUGAAAUCAUUUAUUGCAUUCACAGAAAAAGAUGAAUUUGAUAAAGACUUUGAAAUCAAAAGUGAUUUUUAUCCAGAUUCAUUUCUUCCAUAUUCAUAUCUUGAAUUAUGUUGUUAUCAUGGUGCAGUAGAUUGUUUUAAGUUUAUUAUAACAAAGUUCAAACCGAAUAUAAAUUGUCACUGCCUUGCUCUUUCAUUUUUAAGUGGUGCUCCAGAAAUUAUAAGCGAAUGUUUAAAGAAAUGUCAUCCAGAUGAUAAAUGCAUGAAAAAUGCAAUAAUAUCUCAUAAUAUUGAUUUCGUCACAUACUUGAUGAAUGAACAUAAAUUGAAAAUUGAUUUUCGAGAUUGUAUUAAAUUCUAUAAUCUCCUUUCAUUUUUAGUCUUUAUCAAUCAGACAAAGGAUAUUGGAAAAUGUUUUGUUUUUUCACAUUACUUUAAUAUUUAUUACCUUUUUGAUUAUUUACUAUCAAAUGACUUAGAUAUUAAUAUAAAAAAUAGAUUAUCUGGGAAUACUGCUCUUCAUUAUGCAGUAAGUAUAUAUCAUAAAGAGAUUUCAAAUUUCCUUCUUCUUCAUGGAGCGAAUGUCAAUGCAAAAGAUAAUAAUGGAAAUACGCCUUUACAUUGUGCCGCAAAAAUGAAUAAUUUUAAUAUGUUAGUUUUCUUUAUAUCAAAAGGUGCGGAUAUUAAUGCAAAAAACAAAUUCGGAGAAAAUGCAUUUCAUAUUGCGUUUCAGAAAAACAAUAUUGAAAUGGUAAGAAUUUUAAUUGCAUGUGGAGUUGAUUUCAAUGUUAAAGAUAAAAUUAUGAAAAUGAAUCCUCUUCAUCAUGCAAUAUGGACAAAUAAUAUAGAGUUUAUGAAACUUCUAAUUUUUUAUGGUGCGGAUGUCAAUUCUAUGGUUGAUGGAAAUACUCCUCUUCAUAUUGCGGCUACAACUGGUAUUCUCGAAAAUGCAGAAUAUUUGAUUUCACAUGGUGCAGAUAUCAAUGCGAAAAACGAAUAUGGUGUGACACCUCUUAUAACUGCAUUAAAAAUGAAAUUCAUGAAAAUGGCAGAGUUCCUUAUUUUGAAAGGUGCCGAUGUCAAUGCAAAAGAUCCAAGAUAUGGAAAAACUGCUCUUUGUUAUGCUGUUUCUUAUAACAAUAUUAUAUUUGUUCAACUUCUUAUCUCACAUGGUGCAGACAUCAAUGGAAAAGAUGAUGAGAGAUCUGCAAUCGCAGUGGCUGUUGCUUUGAAUUUCAAAUCAAUGACAGAAUUCCUUAUAUCACAAGGUGCAGAUAUUCAUAUUAGGGAUGGACCUUAUAGAAGAACUUUGCUUCAUCUUGCAGUUAUCAAAAAAAGCAAUGAUGUGAUAGAAACUCUUAUUUCAAAUGGAUGUGAUGUCAAUGAGAGAGACAAUGAGGAUAGAACUGCAUUACAUCUUGCAGCUGCAACAAAAAAUAUAGAAAUGACCAACAUUCUUUUAUUGCAUGGUUCUGAAGUUAAUGCAAUUGAUAAAUAUGGAAGAACAGCUCUUCAUCUCAUCAUGAUUGAUGCAGGUACAUAUUAUUAUUUCUAUUACGAUGAGAAUUCAUAUAAAAUUGCUCUAGAAUUAAUAAAUCAUGGAAUAGAUGUGAACACAAAGGAUUAUGAUGGGAAAACGGCACUCCAUUAUGCACCAAAGAAUAGCUCAUAUACAGAUCUUCUUAUUUCAAAUGGGACAGACAUCAAUGCUCAAGAUAACGACGGAAUCACUGCAAUUGAAUGCCGAACGCAGUCUGAUUUGAUACCAGCAAUUGCGCCAACAAGUACAGCAAAUUUAGUUAUUGUUAUAGAAUACGAGCCUCGUGAUGAAUAUAAUAAAUAUGCAUACAAGUAUAGAAAAUAUGGUUAUCGUGAUUAA
Molecule: messenger RNA, 2157 nt
Organism: Trichomonas vaginalis G3
Lineage: Eukaryota; Parabasalia; Trichomonadida; Trichomonadidae
Product: ankyrin repeat and SOCS box-containing protein 4 family
Exons: 1
Coding region: 1-2157 (718 amino acids)
Molecular function (GO): protein binding
Source: RefSeq, a predicted model, not a curated record